AUGAAUUCUUCAACUGCUAAUCUUCUUGAUUUACCUGAUGAGAUGCUUAUUAAAAUUUUUAAUAAACUUUCGAAUGCGGAUGUACUCAACGCAAUUUUGGGUGCUAAUCGACAACUGGAUCGACUAGCACGUGAUGCAAACUUCACGCAGUCUCUUGAUUUAACAGCUGAAGUAUCAUAUAAUGAACGAUGCUCCAUAUCGAACGAUGUACUUGAUCGAUUCUGUUCAUACAUAUUGCCUCAAAUUCAUGACAAAAUCAACUCUCUUCUUGUUGAACCGUCAUCAAUGCAGCGUAUUCUUUGUGCUUGUGCUUUUCCUAGCCUUCGUCAAUUAACUUUAAGUUCAAUCGAAUCUAAAGAUUUUAUAGAGUAUUUAUCAGAUAAUUCAUCUGUCUUACACAUCUUUAAACAAAACACACAUCUUAAUAUCUCUACGAUUGAAUAUUACAAUGAUAAAUCACAAAUGAAUUUGAAUACAAAUAUGUAUACACGUCUUUUUUCUGUUUGUCAGCGUUUAACUCAUUUGACUAUCAAAGGAAAACAUCUUAGAUACUGUUCGUUGGUACCAGCAUAUGCUUUACCAUUAACCAUGUGUUCAUCAUCGACCAUAGUCAAAUUAGAUGUUAAUGUACGUACAAUAGACGAUUGUUUGCGUCUACUUGAUGGACGUUUCAAUCAAAUGAAAAUUUUAAAUGUUAAGAUUGAUUCUAUUGAUACUCCAUUGUUGAACAUUGAUAGUCAGUAUAUUCUACCUAAUUUAACAACAUUCUUCUUGUCUACAUCUAACCCUACAAAACAAUAUGAUAAUGUUAUAGUACCAUUGCUUCGACGAAUGACGAAUUUAAAAACGCUCGUAUUAGUUCUUAUGGUUGAAAAUCGACCAAACUUUAUCGAUGGUGCUCAUCUUCAUCAAGAGGUACUUAUCCAUAUGCCACGAUUGAAAACAUUUCUUUUUAAUAUUACAACAAUUGACGAUGUUGUCGAAAUCAACUAUUGGCUUAAGGAAGAUGAUAUUGAAGAGACAAUGGUUUUCAAUGAUGGCCUUCCUUAUUUUCAAUGUCGUAUUGAUAUUUUUAAGAAUGGUAUUGGCCGAUGUCGUUUCUGUUCAAUGCCAUUCAUGAAAUCAUUUCGAUUAUAUUAUUAA
Rotaria socialis is the source of this 1143-nucleotide messenger RNA. The record is from the annotation of a GenBank genome assembly. Lineage: Eukaryota; Metazoa; Rotifera; Eurotatoria; Philodinida; Philodinidae.